AUGCCUUCUUUGUCACCCACCAUGAUGGAGGGUAAAAUUGUCAAAUGGUUGAAAAAAGAAGGUGAUACUGUUAAUCCUGGAGAUGUUUUGUGUGAUAUUGAAACAGACAAAGCAGUUGUGUCAAUGGAAACAGAAGAAGAGGGUAUUCUAGCAAAAAUUUUAGUUCCUGAAAAUGUUAGUCAAAUCAAAGUGGGAUCAUUAAUAGCAUUAAUGGUUCCAGUAGGAGAGGAUUGGAAAAAUGUCGAUGUAAAAUCUAGUAGUUUAAGUGAUAAUGAUAACAAUGAAAGUAGUGGUGGAAAUGAUUUAAAACAUGAUGGGCCUGAACCAAUCGUCAUAAAAAUGCCAUCUUUAUCUCCAACUAUGACAUCAGGAAUAAUAGUUAAAUGGCUUAAAAGUGAGGGUAGUACAGUUUCUGCAGGGGAUGUACUUUGUGAAAUACAAACUGAUAAAGCUGUUAUGUCUUUGGAAACUGAGGAGGAAGGAAUAUUGGCCAAAAUAUUAGUGAACGAUGACUCGAAAGAAAUUAAUGUAGGAACUGUCAUAGCUUUAAUGGUUGCUGAAGGUGAAGAUUGGAAGAAUGUGAAACAAAUAUCGGAAAUACCUGGAGAAAAAUCAGAUGCUUCUAAACCUCAACCUACUAAGCCUUUAUCACCAGAAUCUGGAGAUAUUAGAAUUAAGAGUUAUGGGCCAGCAGUUAAAGCUUUGCUAACAACUUAUCAAAUAGAUCCUGGUUUAGUAAAACCGUCUGGAAAACACAAUAUUUUGUUAAAGGAGGAUGUUUUAAAGUUUAUUGAAGAAAACAGUUUAAAGAAAAAACCACCAAAAGUAGAAUCUGUGGCACAAUCUUCUCAAUCUUCUGCACAAGUAUUAAAACCUACCACACCUGCGGUAGCCAGUCAAAGUACUCCAACUACUUCUCCUAAAUUUGUUGAUCUGGAAUUAACCAACAUGAGAAAAGUUAUUGCAAAGCGUUUAUUACAAUCCAAGACUGAAAUCCCUCAUUCAUAUUGUACAGUUACAUGCAAUAUAAAUGAUUUAUUAAAAACAAAAGAUAUGUUAGCAGAAGAAGGAAUAAAAUUAUCAAUUAAUGAUUUUAUCACAAAAUCUACUGCUACUGCUCUUCAAUUGUAUCCUAAAGCAAAUGCAACUUGCACAAAUGACACAGUUACAUUAUCUAAUACAGUAGAUGUUUGUGUAGCUGUUGCCACUGAUAGAGGUUUAUAUACUCCAAUAAUAAAAUCGACAAGUUCAAAAAGUUUGUCAACUAUUUCAUUGGAAAUUAAAAAUUUAGCUGUCAAAGCUAAAACUGGUAAAUUAAAACCAGAAGAAUACACAGGUGGAACAUUUACAAUAUCAAAUUUGGGAAUGUUUGGCAUCACACAAUUUUCAGCCAUAAUUAAUCCUCCUCAAUGUGGUAUAUUAGCUGUUGGUAAUUCAACCGAAGUUUUCAAUGCCGAAAUGAAUGUUGAAAAACAAAUGACAAUGUGUUUGUCAUAUGAUAGAAGAGCUUUACAAGAACAUGAAGCUGCUGAAUUUAUGGACAUAUUAAAAAAUGUUUUAGAAACUCCUAAAUUAUUACUCAAAGGUAAUAACGAAUCUCCAUCAAAAAUUGGUUUAUGA
Molecule: messenger RNA, 1620 nt
Organism: Pediculus humanus corporis (human body louse)
Lineage: Eukaryota; Metazoa; Arthropoda; Insecta; Psocodea; Pediculidae
Product: Lipoamide acyltransferase component of branched-chain alpha-keto acid dehydrogenase, putative
Exons: 4
Coding region: 1-1620 (539 amino acids)
Biological process (GO): pyruvate decarboxylation to acetyl-CoA
Cellular component (GO): pyruvate dehydrogenase complex; mitochondrion
Molecular function (GO): acyltransferase activity
Source: RefSeq, a predicted model, not a curated record